This is a messenger RNA of Homo sapiens (human), 432 nucleotides long. RefSeq names its product proline-rich protein 2-like. Lineage: Eukaryota; Metazoa; Chordata; Mammalia; Primates; Hominidae. The transcript has 2 exons. The record is from RefSeq and is a predicted model, not a curated record. Bases 1 to 393 code for a protein of 130 amino acids.
AUGAAACAACUUUUACAGUUCUUGCCAAGUCACGGGCCGCCGCCGCCUCCCCGGAUCCGCCCGCCCGGCUCAGGGGGAGGGACGCCUGGGCCCGGCCGCCCCGCUGCUCCGGCCGCGCGUCCCGCGUCGGUCCGACGGUCUGUCCGUCCUCCUGCCACCCCCCGCCCCCACGGGGCUUCUUUGUGCGGCGCUCCUCGCCGGCCGGUCCCACCUCCAGGCCUCGCCCCUCGCCGUCGCCACCGCCGGACUCUGCCCAGGGGAAUGGUCUGCGAGCCGGGUUUUUGGAGACAGGAAGUGAGGCGUGCGAGCCCCAUGAGCGCGCCGCGGCCCGGGCUGGCGUGCGGGUGCGGCUGCGGCGGCCGCGCGGCGGGGCCCCGGGAGGCGGGUCGCUGAGCGGGGCGCGCGGCCCCGAGGAUGCGGGAGCGGGAGCGG